AACACAGGACAGUUGGACAAAAAGGUGGUCCAGCGACUGCUCGGACUGGCAAACUUCAUCACCGUGUCCGCGGCAAACAGAGCCGGAAACGAGAUCAUGAGAUCUCUUUACGCAUGGACAGAAGACGCCACCUUCGACAAGUUGGUGAAGCAGCGGUGGCAACGGAGAGCCCUCCUGCGCUCCAC
This is a messenger RNA of Amoebophrya sp. A25, 185 nucleotides long. The record is from the annotation of a GenBank genome assembly. NCBI's taxonomy places the organism in Eukaryota, Dinophyceae, Syndiniales, Amoebophryaceae.